GUCCUGGCUUAUUGGUGAGACAGUCCAGUCAGAUGGGAAAUUAUACAUAACUACACCAGUUGACAUCUCUUAUCUCAUCCUGCCAUAUUUAAUGCAGGCCACCAAAAAUGUUCCUCUUGAUCACUUAUUGGAAGACGACAAGUAUCCAGCCAUAGUACAUGUAUCUAGUCUUGCAGCUGGGAAAGAUUUCUCACAUAUUGCUGACAGGAAAGGAAGUCCAGAUCUGGGUGUGUGGAAGUAUAGUAAAGAGUCAACCUUGUCUUGGUUGGAAGGUCGAGUAAGGAAGCUUUCCACUCUCUUGCAGGAAAAGAAAGUUCCUACUUCUAAUGCCCAGAGUUUUACCUAUGUCCGUGCAAUGAACCUAGAACAAACACAGG
Molecule: messenger RNA, 377 nt
Organism: Penaeus monodon (black tiger shrimp)
Lineage: Eukaryota; Metazoa; Arthropoda; Malacostraca; Decapoda; Penaeidae
Product: ribonuclease H2 subunit B-like
Biological process (GO): ribonucleotide metabolic process; RNA catabolic process
Cellular component (GO): ribonuclease H2 complex; nucleoplasm
Source: RefSeq, a predicted model, not a curated record